Molecule: messenger RNA, 1525 nt
Organism: Linum trigynum
Lineage: Eukaryota; Viridiplantae; Streptophyta; Magnoliopsida; Malpighiales; Linaceae
Source: the annotation of a GenBank genome assembly
AUACUUCAUCAAAGUUCGUUAAAAUUGAAAGUUGGAUGGCAAAUUUGUAAUGACUCCAAAGUUUAAUCGCCAUUUAGACAAUUGUUGAUCCUAGUAGUCGUAGGGCCGUCGCAGGCUACGUGGCCGUUUCAAUCUUGUGCAUUCGGCAACCAGAAACCCUAAUAGGAUUAGUGAAGAAGAAGAAGAAAUCGUCCGGCGGCCGCCAUCCUCACUUUGCAAGUUCGUUCUGUAUUUUUGUGCGAAUCGUAGAAAAUUCCCAACAAAAGCAGCAGAAGAGCGAGAGAUAGAUAAACCUAAUGCCGAUCGAGAGUUACGUGGUGGUGCACAACAUAGCCAAGAGGCACAACGUCGGGACUCUGGCCCGGAGCGCGACGGCGUUCGGCGUCACGGAGCUCAUACUCGUCGGCCGCCGCGACUUCAACUCCUUCGGCAGCCAUGGCUCCACCUCCCACGUCCGAUUCCGCCACUUCCAUUCCCUCCUCGAAGCUCGCCAAUUCCUCAAGGAGAAAGAUUGUGAUAUAUGUGGAGUGGAGAUAACAGAGGGAGCUCUCCCUGUGAAUCAACAUCCUUUCAAGAAGAGCACAGCUUUUCUAAUGGGUAAUGAGGGGACUGGACUUUCUGCUAGAGAAUGUGAGAUCUGCGAUUUCUUUGUUUACAUUCCACAGUAUGGAUGUGGGACUGCCUCAUUGAAUGUUACUGUGGCUGCUUCCAUUGUUCUUCACAAUUUUGGAGUUUGGGCGGGAUUUUCUGAGCGGAGCCGAGAUGGGAACAAGUUUGUUGUAGCUGAGAGACCCAAGAAGCAAGUGAGAUACAGUGCUGAAACGGAAGAAGCAAUCGUGGAAGAGAGGAAGUGCAAAAGGGAGAAUGCAGCUAACGGUGGGUUCUUUGAGGUGGAGGAAGGUGGGAAGGGAGAUUCGUCGUCUACAGCAGCAGCUAACCUUCUUGAUGCCUUGUUUAUAGACGACUGAAGUGAUUACUGAAUGCACUGGAUUUCCAGCAUGGCAGAGGCUUCAAGGAGGACUGAAUUAUCCUCUGACCUCCACAAGUCAGUGCCUUGUUGCGGAGAAGAUUGGUUUCCAGACACCAUGGGAGGAAAGUCUAGCAUACUUGUUUUAUCUGUAGGGAAAACCAGUUAGUGGCGGAUCCUUUGAUGAAUUCUAGCACCCUAAACAGCUCAGAGGAAUUGCAGCUGAUGGAGCCAAGAAGUUGAUGAUUAAGUUGAGGAUAGAAUCCCACAUGGCCCAGGUUUUACACGUUCAAGUCAAAUGCUACCCCAUUUCCUAUGUGUUAUUGUUUCAAAGGCUUAAACAUUCUUCUUGUACACUUACUCCACAAAGUAAGCCUAACCUUUGACUUGAAUGUCGUUUCUGAAGCCUAUUAUUGGUCCCAUUCGAGUUUGAUUAUCCACCCAUUGUAUGUCAAAGUUAGGCCAACUGCCCUGCUCCAUAUGGCACCAUAAAGAAAGGGCAGAAACUGCAACAACGAUGUAUGAAAGGUAUACUUUAAAUAUAUAUCAGAGGUAUCA